This is a messenger RNA of Symbiodinium necroappetens, 5516 nucleotides long. The record is from the annotation of a GenBank genome assembly. Lineage: Eukaryota; Dinophyceae; Suessiales; Symbiodiniaceae.
GAGUCGCUGCACUUGACUGUGCCGACCUCCCUGGUGGAGUUCGGGGAUAUUUUUCCAUCCGCGUAAGACCCCCUGGUCGAGGGGCAGCACCGGAGCCCAAGGGCAGACCUGGUAUUGGUGAGCAGAGGUUUUUCAGGGAGGCUGGCAAGUUUUUACCUGCAGGCCGGGAACCAGAACGGGCAAUGGACAAUGGUGCAGCAAGUGCGGCGCAAGCUGGGCAGAAUGAUCCGGCCCAGGCGGGGCAGCAAGCUGGUGUUAUUCCACUGGACCAGGUGGACAGAGUGGUGAGACAAAGGCUGGAGCAGGCUUUCAAUGGAGUAUUCGGGCGACUUUUAGCCACAACGGAAAAAGCGGCGGCAGCUGCGGAAGCGAGCGCGAGCUCGCGCAAGACGGAAAGCAUGAUGAAGGGGCUGAAGGUCGACACCUUCAAGCCCACAACUCGAGAAGAAGAAUUGAGAGGCUGGAAAGAAUGGUGGUUUGGGUUUUCCACUUAUGUUUGUGGGCACGACGUGGCCUAUGAAGAUGACUUCAAGGGCAUCGACCUGAACGUGGAAGUGGACCACAGUCUUUUGAGCGAUGCUGAGGUGGAGCGCAGCAGAAAGCUCUACAGCUUAUUGUGCUCCCUCCUCAAAGGGAGACCCCUGCUCCUUAUCAAGGGGCUGGAGUCCUCAAAGAAUGGUUUCGAGGCUGUUCGCCUGCUGCGGCUUGCCAUGGAGCCGCAAGAGAAGACAAGGAGUCUGGCGUUGUUGCGCCAGCUGGCAACGUGGACCUUCCAAGGUGGCGUGGGGCUUCAGGAGCAAAUCGUGAAGUACGAGGAGGCCCUAAAGAUGUAUGAGGACGCGAGUGGAAAAGAGUAUCCUCAGGAGAUGGUUUUGGCCACGGUGGUGAAUGGCCUCAAGGACCCUCUUCGGAGCCAGGUGCAGAUGAGGCUGACCAACCGCACCACCUAUGCCGAGGUGAAGGAGUGGGUCACCCAAUAUGAGAACCUCAAUGCGCCUUGGAGUUCCUCAUUGCAAGGCGGCAGGGGAGCAAGGCGCGACGACCCACAGCCUAUGGAGAUCGACGCCAUCAAGGGCAAACCUGGCAAGGGCAAAGCCAAGAACGGCAAGGGCAAAGACAAGAACGGAAAAGGGAAAGGAAAGGAUGGAAAGGGCAAGUUCAAAGGAAAGCCCGGAGAAGGAAAAGGCUGGAACUCUUGGACCGGCUGGCAAGACGGCGGCGGAAAGUGGAAGCAGCAACCUGGAGGAUGGAAGCAGCAGGGCGACUCAAGCUCUAGCCCGGGUGCCUGGAGCACCGGCACCUGGAACAAUGGCGGCGGCUGGGGCAAUGGCGCCUGGAACGCGGGCAAGGAGAACAAGGGCAAGACCGGGAAGGGCAAAGGUGGUGGCUGCAACAUUUGCGGCGACCCUCGGCAUUGGAAGAACGAGUGCCCCAAGGCGAAGGGCAAGGGAGUGAGUCAAGUGGAGCAGGCGUCGUCGGCGAGUUCAACGGCCGGGGUUUCGACAAGCGCCUCUUCCCUGCCUUCGUCUGCUUCUGCCCUUAGGGGCCAAGGGGCGUAUGGCAUCAACCGCGUCAGGGCCUUCAACUGCGGAACGCCCCCAGGGUGCAGGGUGACAGAGGUAUUUGAUAUUUCCGAGCUGGAGGAUGAAGGGGAGUUCUCGCUUGAUGGGCCCGAGGUCUUGAUGAUCAGCGCGGUUGGCCUUGUAGACUUCCCGGAGGCAAGGGCUAAAGUGGAGCACAUCGGCUUUGCAGUCCCGGCCGGUGUCCCCGUCUUCUCCAUGGACCAUACCGACGGCGACGGGGAAUACACGGUGGCCGGCGAGGACCCAGAGGUGUUCAGAGUUCUUGCCGUGACCGGCCAGAGCAGGGAAAUGGACGUUGUCAUUGACAGCGGGGCUGAUGUGUCUGUGGCCCCCUUGCACUUCAAGAGCUACGGUUGCCCAACCAGGCGGUCGGGAAUAGUUAUGCAAGACGCCCAGGGCCGGAAAAUCACGGAGGUUGACACGAGGAUCCUUGAGGUCAGUGUCCAGACCUUGGCCGGGGACGAGGUGACGAUCAGGGAGCGGAGGGAGGCCUGUGAUUCACAACCGCCCCCACAAAGUCCCAAUACGCUGGGCGCGAUGAUCUCCGAGGUGGCCGCACCGAACGAGGAGGAGGAGGCAGAGCUCUCCGAAAGGGCAACAGCCCAAGACACCACAGCCCCAGGGCCGAGGCGGGGCAUCAACAUGCUGACCUUCGACGAUAUCGGCCCUUUGCCACCAGAGUUGGAGGAUGUGGUUCAGGUGCCGGGGUGGCACAUUGUCCCCAGCGGUCUUCCAGUGCUGGUGACACACGCCACCGAGGAGCUCGAGCUUGAACGUUCUCUUUGGGAUGUCAGCGAUUGGUGCUGGCUUGCUGUGUUCGUCAAGGUUGAAGCCAGCAAGGGCCUGCCAAAAGCAGGUGAUGUGUGGGUGCAGGUGAUGGCAAUGGAGACCGAGAGCUUUGAGGCAGCGCCAAAGAACCUGGCCGAGAUCGACGAGGAGCUUGCCGGGAAACAUGACACAGUGGUGGUUCUCCACGUAGACGAGCUGCCUAAGAACCUGCUGACAGAGCCCAUGGACUAUUUCAAGGAGCCGUUUGGAGGUGAAGUGGCGGUCCUCGUGGGCAACGACGCGGCAGGCAUUGGCGAAGAUCCCAUGGAGGUGGUCGGUGAGGGCCGCACACACGAGCGCGAGCAAGCCGAUGAGAUCGAGGAGCUUGAGGGGGUGCGGCUCGAAGAGGCAACGCCCCUAAAAGAGCUGAGACGGCUUUGCGACAAGAUGGGCCUUCCCAAAUCGGGGGGGAAGCCAAAGGUGCUCAGGCGGCUACGGGACCACUAUGAGACCCUGGAGAAGCGCCUCAGCGCAGAGAUUGCGCGGAAGAUGUACCAGGAGGCCGAGCGCAUCCCGGAGAUGCCUAAGCUGCCUAAGCUCCCGAGCGUGGUUCAGCAGCAGCUCCAUAAUGUCACGCACCAUCCCUUUGCUGCUUGGUGCGAGGCUUGCGUCCUUGGGCGGUCAAAGCAAAGUGCGCACCCGAAGGCGAGUCCCGAGCAGCCGGUGGAAGAAGCAAGGAAGGUGCCCAAGAUUGAGAUCGACUAUUGCUACACCUUCACGAAGCAUCGUCAUGAACUACAAGAGGGAGAAGAAACUGAGCCGAAGGCCGAGGAGGAGCGAGCCGAGGGCGAUGCGGAUGACGCCGCGAGGCGUGCCGAGGGCAACGAGCCGGAGAGCAAGGCCGCGAACCCGGAGGACACCAAGAUCGAUUACCGCGACCAGUAUGGCCUUACCUUGGUGGCGGCUGAAAGCAGCACUGGGUGGCUGCUUGCCAUCCCGGUGUUGGAAAAGGGAGCUGGAGCCCUGAAGCGGGUUGUGGAGCAGUUGGUUCGUUUAUCCCUCCAGGUGGCACCAGGACAAGCGGUGCUAUUUCAAGGAGACCCUGAGCCCUCGAUUCGCCAAAUUAUCAAUGCAUGCGAGGCUUGCCGCUCGCGGCUGGGUUUGGCCACGGAGAAGAGAUGGGUGCCAAGGGCCAGCCACGCCAGCAAUGGGCAGGCCGAGAAAGCCAUCCAGACCAUCAGGACCAACGGUCUGACCCUGAGAUCCUUUGUUGAGGCAAGGAUUGGCGCCUCAAUUGAAGGGCACCGACACUUUUACCCGUGGGUGAUGCGACAUGCUGGGUUCUUGUACAACAGGUUCUCUGUGAACCCCCGCGGCGCCACAAGCUAUGAGCUCAUGCAUGGCCGCGCUUUUCGUGGGCAACUGGUGCCGCUGGGCGAACAAGUCCUUUACUACCGACCCAGCAAACACAGAGGAGAUUUACAAUGGUGCCGGGGCACCUGGUUAGGUGUUCAUGAAAGAAACGGGGCGCACCUGAUUGGCACCGCCGAGGGCAUCCACGAGACACGCUCUAUUCGAAGACUACCUGAAGAACAACAAUGGGAUGCAACAGCCCUGCUUGGAAUGAAGGGGCUGCCGUGGUCGUACAUGGGUCGCGGAAAACGCAAAAGACCGCUUUACACUGGGGCGGCUGCCACAAGAGUUCCAUUGCUGCCCGACUCUAGCACCUUGGAGGAACUCGCUCGGGCGGCAGGCCCGGACCGGGGCCAGGGCCAGACGAGGCGGGGUCAGAUCCCUCCUCGAGCCCUAGCUCCCGAGGAGGCACGGCACGAGAACCAGACAGACCACAAGAGGAAUCACAACAGCGACUUCGAGCACAAGGGGGCGAUCACAGCCAACAGGAACGAGAACCAGGCAGACCACACGAGGAAUCACGACAGCGACUUCAAGCACCACUUGGGAGGGUGGAGUUCCGAGGGAGAGGCCGGACGAGCUGGGGGUCGCGGUGUGAACCAGGUCUGCGAUGACAUUCCAGGGCAAGAGCUGGCUGGACUUGACACCUGGGACCCCGAGGUCGAAGAAGUCCUGGAGGAGGAGUGGUACAACGCAGAUGGCAUCGACGAGGCCUGGUGGGACGAGUUCGGCGAGAAGCCCCCCGAGGUGACCGAAGAGGAGCUGGUGAUGAUCGACCGACGGGCUGACCUGGUCGAGUUGGAAAGGCUCAUGAGCAUGGGCGUGGCGCGCUUCCCCAACAAAGGCGAGGACCUCUCCCAGCAUGAGCUCUUGACGACAAAGCUUGUGCGAGAUUGGAGGAAGCGUCCGGACUGGACUCGCAGGGCCCGGCUGGUGGCGAGAGAAUUCAGAACACUGUCGGCUUGGACAAGCGAUAUGUUCGCUCCCGCAAGUUCCUUGGCUGUUGUUCAUACGCUGAUCUCCUACGCCCUCACGAAUGGCUUAGAAAUCACCACCCUCGACGUGAAAGAGGGUGGCCUUGGAACCAAGACCCUGGUUCUGGAGAAGCUCCUGCCGGGGCAAAGGGUUGGAGCCAGCAGCUGGUACGAGAUGGCCAAAAGCAUCCUCGGCGAGGCCACUGGAGGCGAGAAGAGCGCCAUGAUCCUCCACGCAGAUGACGGGUUGCUCGCCUCCUCCAAGGGCGAAAGAGAACGGAUCAUUGGCGUUUUCGCCAAGAAGGUCAAGGUGCAAACCGGGACCCCCAUGGUGGAGGAAGGAGACACGCUGGAGUUCUUGAAGAGGAAGUACGUGCGGGUUGCCGCGGGUGUGGCCGUGUACUCCAACGGCAAGUACCUGGAGACACUCCUCAAGGCGGCCGGCUGCAACGCCAAAAGAAAGGACAGCCCAGCAGACCAGACCUUCCAAGAACCAGACGACACAAAGGAGCUCGACCCAAAGAGUGCCAAGAUGUUCAAGGAGUGCGUGGGCCGGCUCUUGUAUCUGGCCCACUCCCGGCCCGAUAUUCAAAUGGCCGUUUGCGUGCUGAGCUCCCGCAUGGCGCACCCAACCACUGGAGCAAAGAAGCAGCUUUUCCGUGUCAUUGGAUAUCUGGCUGGCGCGCCCGACCUGGGUUUCCUCAUCAAGCCAAUUGUGCCGGGGGCACGGCUGAAGUGGCCCGGCAACGGCUGCACCACCGAGGUGCCAAUCUACGAG